Messenger RNA from Etheostoma cragini (Arkansas darter), 3987 nucleotides. RefSeq names its product septin 3 (gene sept3). The coding region runs from base 54 to 1481 and encodes 475 amino acids. The record is from RefSeq and is a predicted model, not a curated record. Gene Ontology annotation, cellular component: presynaptic cytoskeleton; microtubule cytoskeleton; neuron projection. Lineage: Eukaryota; Metazoa; Chordata; Actinopteri; Perciformes; Percidae. Gene Ontology annotation, biological process: cytoskeleton-dependent cytokinesis. Gene Ontology annotation, molecular function: GTPase activity; molecular adaptor activity; GTP binding. The transcript has 10 exons.
AUCCCUCAGAGAAAUACUGCCCAUUCAGCACAAACAGUUAUGUCAUCAGUUCAAUGGUGGUCUUUGACCUGCCAUCACAUCCGCCACAGCACAGAGUGCAUCAGAGACCAGACGAGACAACAACAACAGCUUUCCCUCCACUACAAAAACCAAUUUGCUCUCCAGCAGACAGAGCAUUUAUCAUGGAGGAGCCAGAUGACCCGUAUUACGUCACCAUGUAUUACCCGGGGUCAGUGUACAUGGACAUGUCAGACAUAGUUCCUCCAGAAGUGAGACCCAAACCAGUCGUCCCUGCCAAGCCCCCUAAUGUGGGGGCUCCAUCACCCUCCAGCCCCUUCCCACCCCAGGGCCCCGGCAUUGGGGGAGGAGGUGGCGUUUCAGUUCCUCCAAGUGCCAUUCCAGUCCCCAUCGGGAGUCACGGUCAUAGUGUGGGUCAUAAUGUCGGUCAUGGUGUGGGCCACGGUGCGGGCCACGUUGGAGGUCACUCUGCAGCGCACAAUGGAGGUCAUGGUCAUGGAGGCUCCAACAGCUCCAGCGGGGGAUCCACUCUCCUGGGGUACAUUGGUAUCGACACUAUCAUUGAGCAGAUGAGGAAGAAAACCAUGAAGACGGGCUUUGACUUUAAUAUCAUGGUUGUUGGUCACAGCGGUCUCGGAAAGUCAACUCUGGUGAACACCCUAUUCAAGUCCCAGGUGAGCAGGAGGAGCGCAGGAUGGGCCCGUGAUGAGAAGAUCCCCAAAACUGUAGACAUCAAAGCGGUGUCUCAUGUCCUUGAGGAGGGUGGUGUGAAGAUGAAGCUGACAGUUGUUGACACUCCAGGCUUUGGAGACCUAAUUAAUAACGACAACUGCUGGGAACCCAUUUCCAAGUACAUCAAUGAGCAGUAUGAGAAGUUCCUGAAGGAGGAGGUCAACAUCACUAGAAAGAAGCGCAUCCCUGACACCAGGGUCCACUGCUGUCUAUAUUUUAUCACCCCAACUGGACACUCUCUUCGACCACUAGACAUCGAGUUCAUGAAGCGCUUGAGUCACUCGGUCAACAUUAUUCCUGUCAUUGCAAAGGCAGACACGAUGACCAUUGAGGAGAGACAAGAUUUCAAACAGCGGGUAAGGAAGGAGCUGGAGAUGGGUGGGAUUGAGUUUUACCCACAGAAAGAGUUUGAUGAGGACAUGGAGGACAAGAGCGACAAUGACAAGAUCAGAGAAGCGAUGCCCUUUGCUGUUGUGGGUAGCGACAAAGAAUAUCAAGUAAAUGGCAAACGAGUUCUGGGAAGGAAGACAGCGUGGGGCAUCAUAGAAGUUGAAAACCCCAACCAUUGUGAGUUUGCUCAGCUGAGAGAUUUCCUGAUCAGAUCUCACCUCCAGGAUUUAAAGGAGGUCACUCACAACAUUCACUAUGAAACUUAUCGUGCCAAGAGACUGAACGAGAAUGGGGGUCUCCACCCCAUAUCCUCCAACGACACCCAAGAAAGCAACCUGUAGUCACUUCAGUCCGAGUGAGAAACAAACAAAACAGUGCAAUGAAGCUGAUGGAUUAAUCUAUGAAAUAUUAUUAUCAUUGUCACAACGGGAUCGUUGCAUGCUUGGAAAACAUUUUAAUACUCUACAUAUUCUUUCCAACAAACACAUAUCAAACCCCUCUGGAUUCAUUUUAAAGCCAUUCCUAUGAAUAUUUGGAUGAAAAGGGAAGUCACAAACAGAUAACUUAGUGCCAUCAUAAAAUUAACAAUUUAUCAACUGCCAAUUCCUUGUCUUUUAUCAUGAAACGGGUAGUGUAAGAUUAGAAAGUGCCACAUUAUUAUGUGUUUAAGAGGCUUUUGUGAUGUGUUGCAACUGAUGUCUGAAUUCAGACAAAUGAAAGAAUUUGCUCAAAAUAUUGAAAUCAUAAUUUCUGCACAGUAGUGAUGCACGAGACAGCUCUGCAGUUCAAUCCGUACAAAUUGCUUUCUUAUUAUUCUGAGCAGCAACUAUUCGUUUGAAGAAAGAAUCCCUGUGGCUUUCCUGUCAGAGGGGGCUUAACAAACAGUAAACGCUGUGCUGUCUUCUUUAAUACCCACCCUCACGAAGAAAACAACUGAUAUUACUCCAAUGUUCCCUUGCGCUAUUUAUGUUUGAUUUUUAAUUUUUCCAUGUGCUUGCAUAAACCUGCAAACUAUAAUGAGAGAAAGCAUCAGUCACAUAUGAAAUGCAAUUCUGUGGGCAGCAGUGUGUUAGUAAUUGUGUGUAAUUAAAUAGCCCACAAGGUGCAUGACUGUACAUACUGCAGAUUCUGUAACUACAUGGUUCACCAUAAUUGUGCACACAAACUGAAAACUUUAUGAUGAUACAGCUAAGCAUGCUUUGUUACACCACAGUGGGUAUAGAGGACAGAAAUUCGCUCCAGUGCAUUUUUGCUUACUUGCAUUAUUUGUGUAGGCUCUUGCAAAGUAUGAUCCACGGCAGUGGUUUUAAUAAAUAUUCCUCUUUUUUCUGGAUUCAGAUUGACUUUGUAAACUAUAUUGACAGCUAAAUGGACAACGUGCACCCAAUUUUAUUUCUUUAUUUCUUUCAAGAAAAAACACUACCUUUGCUCAUGUUUUUUAUAAGGCUCUGUCAAUGUAAUGCAUUUUCCACCUCAUUAUACCCACUGGUCUUUCAUGAAAAGAUUUUUUUCUGACCCAAAAGAAAUAGGACCAAUGGUGUACCUAGUACACCUGAUGAUAGGUGAAAAGAAAACGUAUUUGUUUAAUUUUUAUUUUCUGUUUGAUGUCUCGUGCAAAGUUUUUUGCGAACAUAUGGAACUUUGAUGUGGUGACCAAUAUUUGUGUUAAAGGUGGAGUCAGCGAUCCUUGACAAAUAUUGUUAAUAUUUGGACUCAACACCUAAAGAAGUACACCCCUCCUGCCCGUGCUCCUUUUUUAGUGCCCCUUUUACACCUACUGACUUUCUCUUUAAACAACCAUGGACUUUCCCCUGUUCUGUUUGUUUCCUAUUUACAGAGCCAGGACUGUGUAUGAACACACAAUUUAUUUUUUAGGGGACAGCUAGCGGACCGUGAGGAGAUAGUUGCUAAAUUUGACAAAAAGUCUGUUGUAUUAAAAUCGCGGACUCCACCUUUAAUGCCUUUUUAAAAUAAAAGCAAUAUUGUUUACCACUUGGUGGCAGCACUCUCCCAUGUAUAAGCAGUUACUCGUUAGAACAAGAAAUACUUUGUGUCCUCAGACAUCCCGACUGCUAGAAUUUUAAGAUACAUUUUUACACAGUCCAGUGUUAUUUUCUGAUGAAGUGUACAGAGUUUGGGUCCUCCACUCCUCUCAAUGAUAAGUAAUAUAUAUCUCCAGAUCAGGUUUCCAACAAGCUUUAAUGAUAUUACAUCAGUGGUAUGCACUUAAAGUGUUGGUGUAAUUAUUCCAAAUCAAUUUGAUUUAUUAUAUUGUAAACAUGUUCACCAAGUUUUGCUCAGAAGUAUUUAAACUCUAGAGCACAAAUAUGCCAAAACUACAAGUAAUUCAAUCUUUCGAUAUCUAUCAAUUUUUUUUUUUUUAAGUUGAAUCAUCAUUUUAUACACUCGUAUCCAUUUGUGUGAUUUUAAUAUGAAAUGUAACAUCGGCAACACACUUAGAAUCGUCUGUGCCAAAGGUUUCAAGCAAACAUUUGAAACAAUGUCUGUGUGCAUGCUUGGCCAUAUUGCCUGAUUGCUGAAAGCCAAUCAGUUCACACAUCACUGCAAUUCUGAUUGUGUGAUGUGUACAUUAAGUUGCUAUUUAAUGAGUUAAAAACUCUGCUGUCAUAACUCUUGUAACUAAACUGACAGCACACUGGCCCCAUUUCACUAAUUACUUUAAAUCAGUAGAACGUCACUAUGUCCAUUUAUUUAGUAACCACUUUUCUCAAAGUUGCUGUGAUACAUUGAUAUAUCAUGUUCAAUGUUGUAUUGAGUUAUUUAUAAAUUAAGGUAUUUGUCAUUAUUGUAAUGUAUUCUUUAUUUAAUAAAAGCAUUAUUCCCAUA